Messenger RNA from Colletotrichum tamarilloi, 354 nucleotides. RefSeq lists its product as uncharacterized. The record is from RefSeq and is a predicted model, not a curated record. Lineage: Eukaryota; Fungi; Ascomycota; Sordariomycetes; Glomerellales; Glomerellaceae. The transcript has 3 exons. The annotation marks the transcript as partial.
GGUACCUCUCAUGGCCGACCGGACCUGAUUGUUGAAGCACUGCGAGACAUCUCGAAGGGCGGAUAUCUCGGUUACCCUUCCGACUACAACACCCAGUAUAACAACUUGAGUCUAUUCCAUGUCAGCUGCUACACCACACCGCCCUCAACCUCUGCUGCGUUGAGCUUGCGUCACAAGAUAUCGGAACAGCGCAUCCGUUUCGAUGCUACCAAGAAGAAGAGAAUCCUUGGAGAGAUGCAGACCGCGACCGCUGUUUCUAGCCUUCCAGGUGGCGCCCCACUUUCAUCGUACGUCCCGCGCCGUCACGAGAUUCGACUUGUCCGAACCUUCCGGCGGUCUCGUUGCGCUGUGUAA